This is a messenger RNA of Dictyostelium discoideum AX4, 1002 nucleotides long. RefSeq names its product cAMP-binding protein (gene capA-1). The transcript has a single exon. Bases 1 to 1002 code for a protein of 333 amino acids. The record is from RefSeq and is a predicted model, not a curated record. NCBI's taxonomy places the organism in Eukaryota, Evosea, Eumycetozoa, Dictyosteliales, Dictyosteliaceae.
AUGUAUAACCCACCACCACCAUCUGGUUCACAAGGUAAUAAUAAUUAUUAUAGACAACCAUCAUCCACACCGGGUGUAUCAAACCCAAACCCACAAGCUAAUCAAUUUUUACCACCACAACCAUCUAAUACUACACAAACACCAGGAGGCUAUCCACCACAACAACAACAAAGACCACCAACUGGAGCACCACAACAACCAGGAGGUUAUCCAACUCCACCACCACCAGGAGCACCAGGAGGUUAUCCACCACAACAACAACCAGCCGGUCAAUAUGGAGCACCACCACAACAACAACCAGCCGGUCAAUACGGAGCACCACAACCAGCAGGACAAUAUGGUGCACCACAACCAGCAGGACAAUAUGGUGCACCACAACCAGCAGGACAAUAUGGCGCACCACCACCACCACCAGGAGGUGCAGGUAUUUCAUUAGUAAAGAAUCAACAAAUUUCAUUAACUAAAGAAGAUCCAACUCUUAGAAAAUUAACAAUUGGUUUAGGUUGGGAUGUAAACACCACACCAACUGCACCAUUCGAUUUGGAUGCAGUUGUUUUCAUGUUGAAUGCACAAGGUAGAGUUAGAACCUCACAAGAUUUCAUUUUCUACAAUAACAAGGUAUCAAGAGAUAACUCUGUUUCUCAUCAAGGUGAUAAUUUAACAGGUCAAGGUGAAGGUGAUGAUGAAGUUGUCCUCGUAAACUUACAAGCAGUUUCACCAGACGUCACUCGUUUGGUUUUCGCUGUCACCAUUCAUUUAGCCGAUGAAAGAAGACAAAACUUUACAAUGGUACCAAGAGCUUUCAUUCGUGUUGCCAAUCAAGAAACUGGUAGAAAUAUCUGUCGUUACGAUCUCUCUCAAGAAGGUGGUCCAAACACUGCCCUCAUUGCUGGUGAAGUUUAUCGUGAUCCAUCAAAUCCAAACAAUUGGUCUUUUGUUGCUGUUGGUAAAGGUAUGCAAGGCGCUCUUCCAGGUUUACUCCAAAUCUUUGGUUGUCAAUAA